AUGGUAUCCUGUCAGACAUAUAGCGUCGAUAGUGUUCUCAUGAACAGGACUAGAAGAAGCUCAAUAGUCUCUAGUAUUGCCUCAAGGACCGGUGGACUCGAUUACCAAGAAUUGCCGCAAUUACUUGAUGAUAGCUAUCUGUUAAACAAACUCGAAAAGCUGGCACUAGUGACCGAGGGAGGUCCAAGGGAAUACAAGCUUACUCAAUCUUCCGAGGAAUCUGCAACACUAGACCGUUAUGAUCGGUACAAUCGGUAUCUGCAAGAGUUGAACGUGAAAGUUGAGAAGUACGACACUAUUUUGCGACAGGUAUCCAAAGUUCAAGACCAUUUGGAAGAAGCGAUUGACACCUUUGGACAAAUCUCCUCCAGCUCUAGCGAUUUUAUCGGAAGAACUAGGGAUACCUAUGUAGAAUAUGAACAACUGUCCAAGUUGCACCGAGAUAUCCCCAGGAUUAUGGGAUAUUUUACGGCCCUUGAUCCAAUAAUGCGUCGUUUGAACUAUGCAUCAUCGCCAAAUCUAGUCAGGAAAAACUCGUUUAACAAAAUGCUGGAUACAAUUGAUCAGUCUUUGUUUUUCCUUGAAGAUCAUCAGGAUUUAGCAGAAGCGGAGAUUUACAGCAUUAGGUUCAAGCGAUGCCUCAUUAAAGCAUGUGAGCUGAUUGCAAAUUAUCUGAGUGGUAUGCUGAGGCAGACUUGCAGUGGUAUAAACGAAAGAUUGAAAUCGGCCUCCUCUUCAUCGCAAAUCUCUAGAGAAGCGCUUGUGUACAACAAAUUUGAGCAGCUUUCCCAGGAGUACUACACGAGGAUCGCAGAACUUAUAUCAAGAGUUCACAGUGUCAAACAUACAAAAUAUCAUGACGAACUUGGCGCCAUACUAAAUGACUGCUUUGAGAAUUACUUUCAAACCCGCACGAGUUUGUUGACCCCAAUCAUCCGCCACUACCUCGACGAGACAUUUGAUGGGGACAAGAUGAAUCUGGUAUAUUUUAUUCAAAACAGCAAAACUUAUUUUGAAAGACUGUGUAGCGAUGAAUUUGCCCUGUUUACGAAGUUUCAUGGCAAAGAGUAUACCCGCGAGAGAGCUACCCAAUGGUUAUGCCAGCUUUGCGAUCCUUUAUAUGAUUCCGUGAGAGCAAAAAUUCUGAGAGAAACUGAUAUCUCGAUGCUCUGUGACUCUGUUACAUUGUUUAGGCAGUAUUACCAGUUCGAGGAUGGUUCUGAAGAAUACCGCGCCCAAUUCCCAGAUGUACAGUUUGAGAAAAUAUUUGAACCAAUUGUUCAGAAGUUGCAGGCGAGGUUGAUACUCAGGGUACAAAUUUAUAUCCAGCAACAUAUUGUAGGCUACAUGCCGUCGAAGGACUCUUUCAUCAUCUCUCGCAGGAGAAGCAGACCGAAUGAGGAAGCGAAUGUUCGUGAAACUAAAACCGAUCCAAUAGUCCAGGCUUAUCUGUCUAAUGUCACUCAGCAUUGUGCCGACAGCGAUAAAGCAUCUGUGGUCGAUAAACUCGAAUUGUACUAUCCUCCUCUAAUCACAUCGUUGGCUCUGCUUUCAAAAAUAUAUGAAAUGCUGAACGCCGCGGUAUUUGACGAUCUGGCUCACCACAUCGUCCAUGACUGUAUACUUUCCCUGAGAAAGGCCUAUAACACAGUCAAAACCUCCUCUGGCGGAUCUAAUAACCUGGAUAUUAAGUUAUCUUACUUGAGCAACUUGCUGUUGCUACGCCAAGAGAUUCAGAAUUUUAAUAUUCAAUAUACAGUGAAUGAGACAUACCUCGACUUCUCCGGUGUGGAAGCGUUCUUCAAGACAGGGGGCCAGAGCCUGAGAGGUCAAGAGUCUUCAGUUAUUGGCAUGGCAAAGGCACUGGUUCCUAGAGUAGUCAAUAACAUGGUUGAUGCUCGCUCAGAGCUGAUUAGCGAACUGCGUACCAUUAUUCGAGAUUUCACUGAAACAGCUUCCGCUCAGCUCUUUGGCGCAGCCCUUGAUGUCGAUAAUUGCGAUUCAAGAUCCAUUGUGGACAAUAACUACACCCUUCGGUCGCAGUUGGAGGAAAAGCUGCCUCGAAUCCAUGCCCAGAUCUCGACGUUCAUCGAGGACCGAGAUGUUGUAGCAAGUUUGAUGGAUGCGAUUCAAGAGGUCGCAGCACAGCACUACAGUGAAUUCUUCGAAAAAGUGAGCGAGGAAGCCGAUAAAGGCGUCCUGAAUAAGUCUGCAAUAUCAGAGUUGAUGUACGAUGAUGUUUUUAUUGGCUUUGUUAAUGACAUUAUUGGCAGGCUAACAAGAAGAAGAGUAGAAGAUAAUGAAGGGCUAUAG
Torulaspora globosa is the source of this 2313-nucleotide messenger RNA. It is a transcript of the gene COG3, whose product is annotated as Golgi transport complex subunit COG3. NCBI's taxonomy places the organism in Eukaryota, Fungi, Ascomycota, Saccharomycetes, Saccharomycetales, Saccharomycetaceae. The transcript has a single exon. The record is from RefSeq and is a predicted model, not a curated record. Gene Ontology annotation, cellular component: COG complex; membrane; cis-Golgi network. Gene Ontology annotation, biological process: Golgi organization; intra-Golgi vesicle-mediated transport; autophagy. Bases 1 to 2313 code for a protein of 770 amino acids.